AAUAAUAGGCACACAUUUUUCGGAUUUUUUUUUUUAUCAUUGACUGUCCCGUAUUGUCGUUUUUAGUAUUUGCUUUUCGUUAUAGAUUACAUAGCCGCAGUGUAACCAUUUUAUCUAUUAUUGUAGUAAUAACACAAAUUAUGUGAUUAUAUGACCAUAAUCCUCACGAUUCUUAUUUUCUUCAACUCAAAAAUUGUUCAAGAACUUUUAUGUACUAAAUAAUAAUUAUUUUCUCUAUUUUAUAGUAUUGGUGAUUAUUAAAUAUUGUACUAUGUUACUGACGCGGAAAAUGUUAUAAAUUACAUCUACAUGAGAAUUAUAUACAAAAAUUAAUAUUUUUAAUUAACUACAGAUUAAAAUGUCUGAUUCGGGCCAUUUCAAAAAAUAUAUAGCGGAGCAAAAGCUCAAAGCUUUUUCAAUUGGAGCUAUGGGAAAAACGCAACCAUCAAAAAAAGAAAUCAAUGAACAAAAGAAAAAAGAAGAAGAACAUGCUGCUGCCCAAGCAUUUGAAGAAUUUGUGGCUACAUUUCAAAAUGAAGGAAAAAAAUCUAGUAAAGUUUGGGUUAAAGCAGGCACAUAUGAUGCAGGAAAAAGACAGGAAGAUACAAGAGAAAAGGGUAAAUUGUACAAACCACAAGCUCGAGGAAGUUCAGACAACAUAGAUAAGGAUGAUUUAUCACGUUUUAUGGGAGAAAAAAAAUCUGAUAGAUCUACCUCGAAAAAAAAAAGAGAUGGUGAAAAAAAAAAAAGUAAUCUAGAACUAUUUAAAGAAGAACUUAAAAUGAUUCAAGAAGAAAGAGAAGAAAGGCAUAAAUUUAAAGGAGUUUUACAAAAAACAAUUGAAGAUCCCGAAAUCAAAAAUCUAAUUAUGGUUGAGCCAGAUGAAAUUAAAGGUUCAUUUGAUUCUGGUGAUCCAAAUACUACAAAUUUAUACUUGGGAAAUUUAAAUCCAAAAAUUACUGAAGCUCAGUUAAUGGAAGUUUUUGGUAAGUAUGGGCCUUUGGCUAGCAUUAAGAUAAUGUGGCCUCGAUCAGAUGAAGAAAAAGCUAGAGGUCGAAACUGUGGAUUUGUGGCUUAUAUGAGUCGAAAAGAUGGUGAAAGAGCAUUAAAAAAUCUAAAUGGGAAAGAUGUCAUGUCUUAUGAAAUGAAAAUGGGUUGGGGUAAAUGUGUACCAAUACCUCCUCAUCCUAUUUACAUACCUCCAGCACUGUUAGCUAUUACAUUACCACCUCCUCCAUCUGGUUUACCCUUCAAUGCUCAACCAAUUUUAUUCAACAAAGAUAAAAAAGGACAUGGACGUUUUCGUAAUGAUGGAAGUUUUUUUGAUAGAAGUCAACCUUUAGAAAAAAUAUUACCUCAGACAAUUAUCAAAGUAGUUAUACCUACAGAAAGAAAUCUUUUGAUGCUUAUACAUCAUAUGAUUGAAUUUGUCAUACGUGAAGGUCCCUUGUUUGAAGCUAUGAUUAUGAACAAAGAAUUAAAUAAUCCGACCUUUCAGUUUUUGUUUGAUAAUGUUUCUCCAGCACAUCUAUAUUAUAGAUGGAAAUUAUUUUCCAUGUUACAAGGAGAUUCACCUAAAGAAUGGCGUAUUGAAGAUUUUUGUAUGUUUAAAGGUGGAUCCAUUUGGAGACCACCACCAAUGAAUCCUUAUACUGCUGGUAUGCCUGAAGAAUUAUUACCAGAAGAAGAUUUAAUUACAAGAACUAAAGGAACAUUAAGUGUUUCACAAAGAGAACGUUUUGAAGACCUUAUUAGAAAUAUGACACCUGAUCGGUUAAAAGUAGCAGAAGUUAUGGUCUUUUGUGUAGAGCAUAGUGAGGCUGUUGAUGAAAUAUGUGAUUGUAUUCAAGAAUCUCUUUCUAAUAUUAAUACUGCCAUACAUAAAAAAAUAGCUCGCUAUUAUUUAAUAUCUGAUGUUCUACAUAACUGUGGCUUAAAAAUAAUAAACGCAACUCAAUUUAGAAGAGGAUUCGAAACAAGAUUAUUUUCUAUAAUGAAUGAAGCUCACAAAACCUUUAAAAAUUUAGAUGUAAACCAAGCAGAAGGCUUUAAACAUCGUAUGAUGCAAAUGUUUCAUGCUUGGGAAGAAUGGGAUAUAUAUCCUAAAGAAUUUUUAUACAAGUGCCAAAACACAUUUCUUGGAUUAUCUUUGAAUGAGAUACCCCCCAAAUCAAUUUUGGAUGAAUCAAAUUAUAAUGCAAGCUCAAAUUUUAAACCUUCUAAUGACGAGGAAAAUAUAGAUGGUGCUCCUAUAUCAGAUACUGAAAAUGUAGAAAAUGAAGAUUUAGAUGGUGUUCCUUUAGAUGGUGCUGCACUUUUAAAACAUGCUUAUAAUGAUGCUACACCUGGUGAAACUGAUAUUGAUGGUGUACCAUUGUUAGAUGAAGAUAUUGAUGGUGUACCGUUAUCUGGAGAACUUUCAGAAGAAAAUAUAAAAGCAGCAGCAUUUGUCCCAUCAAGAUGGGAAACAGUAGAUCCUCAAGAAGCAGAAGAACAAGCAAUGACCACUAGUAAAUGGGAAAUGCUAGAAAAAGAAAAUAAAGAUGAAUUUGGAGAAUCUACUAGAUCUCUUGGUCAUGAUUCUCAAGAUGAUGACUUUAAUGAAACAAGGGAAAAUGCUGAUGACCGUAGAGCUAAGCUAAGAGAAAUUGAAUUGAAAGUUAUGCAAUAUCAAGAUGAACUUGAAUCUGGAAAACGGUCCUUAAAAGGUGGUUGGAAUAUUUAUCAACAAGUGGAACAUUAUAGAAGAAAACUUUUGAAAAAAGUUAAUAAAUCUCCAGAAAAAGAAUUAAAACUUGAAAAAGACAAAAAAGAGAAAUUAAAUAAAAGAUUGAGUCCGGAUGAUGAAUACCGAGAUAAUAAAAAAAAAAAGCGUUCAAAAAGUCCUUCACAUAGUCCUGCUUAUAGUAAAUGGUCAUCUCAUAGUAUUAGAAGUGAAAGCCCAAGUCCCCCUUUAAGAAAAAAACAAAUUUCUUCUCCAAGAAGUAACAAAAAAUCUAGAGCUUCACCAGUAGAGUCACCUCGUUCCAUAUCAAAAAGAAGAGAUCGUGAACGUGAAGACAGACAUAGUCAUAGACAUAAAAGAUCAUAUUCUCGUUCUCCUCAUCGUCAUCGAGCGCGUACACCACCAUCUCCAUUAUCUCACUCAUCGAGAAAACAUAAACACAAAUACUAGAUAAAAAAAUAUUGUAUUAUUUGUAAAUUAUUUUUUAUAAAUAAGCCUGAUUAAAUAUAAUUUUAUGUGUAUAAUUCUCAUGAUGUACAAUUUUCCACUUGUUUUUAUAUAUUUUAGUAAAAACUUUUAACAAAUUUGCCAAAUGCAUUACUACAGUUAAAAAUAUUGUUUUUAAAUUAUAAGUUAUAUUAGUCGACUACA
Messenger RNA from Daktulosphaira vitifoliae (grape phylloxera), 3376 nucleotides. RefSeq names its product U2 snRNP-associated SURP motif-containing protein. Gene Ontology annotation, cellular component: nucleus. The transcript is spliced from 19 exons. The record is from RefSeq and is a predicted model, not a curated record. Gene Ontology annotation, molecular function: RNA binding. NCBI's taxonomy places the organism in Eukaryota, Metazoa, Arthropoda, Insecta, Hemiptera, Phylloxeridae. The coding region runs from base 359 to 3175 and encodes 938 amino acids. Gene Ontology annotation, biological process: RNA processing.